GAUUGGAUCUGCACGUGUAUUAGAUCACGAUCGGGGUGAUUCAUUUCUAUCGCUUCGCCUCCAAGUUGCUUUCUUUUUGCUCCCACUACAUUCAAGUUACCACUUCAUCACUGUCCAACACAACGACGACAACGGCGAAGAACGAACGACGACGACGACGAAGACGAAGACAACGAGCGACAUAGUACGAUGAACGUGUCUGAUCUACUUCAAGAUUCACCUAGUCAGCAUAGAAAACGACCUUCCGGUACGACGAGCACCAGCUCUUCUUCACCCCAACAAGUUGUUGCCGUCCCAAAGUCCAAUUCAGAUUCACCCCAAUCAAACGCAGCUCAGCCUCGUCCUACUCUUCCACCAACCCCAAAUCCAAAUGCCCAGUACCCUGCACCGCCAUCUUACUACUCACCUUCCCCUUUCGUACCACAGCGCAUCACACCGAGGCAACCACCCGAACAACAACCAAUGGCUAGCCUACAACAUCCUCACCCUCACAAUUCCUGGGGUCCUCGCUCAUCUUCGGGGUCCUCCACCCUUCUAUCCGCAACUACCACCAGAGCGCCACUGCCCGUUGAAAGAAGUCCGGUCGUACAACGACAAAACGUAAUCAACACUCCAACAACUGCUCCAGCACCCUCCCACUCACCCCAAAAUCAGCCUCAACCCCCCAAACAACCACUCGAAAAACGUCCGCCUCCAAACUUGAACCCCAAUCUCAACAAUCAAAGUCCAAAUCUAAACCCAAAUCUCAACUUUCGUGACCGCGAGACUAUGCGAGACCCUCUUCGCGACCUUGGUCGUGAACAAGGCCUCCACUUGCGUGACCCUGUAUUGUUGCCGAGAGAUAGGGACCCUGCCUUGUUGCCAAGAGAGCGUGAUCCUGCCUUACUUCCCAGAGAUGCAGGCCUCUUACCACGUGAGAGAGACCUCCGUGAUCCCACUCUCCUCCCAAGAGAACGUGAUGGCCCCAGAGAACGCGAGUCAGGCUUACAGCGUGAUGUCGGUUUACUUCCCAGAGAACGUGACCCUGCUCUACUCCCAAGAGAAAGAGACCCAUUACUUAGAGAUCCCCAUUUCCCACGCGAGCGAGAACCUCUUCUACGCGAACCACUCAUACCUGGCAGAGAUCCCCUUAGGGAGAGAGACCCCCUUCCCCCACGCUAUCGAGAGGAGCGGGAGAGGGAUAUGGAUAUGGAUGUCAUACGUGCCGCUGCGAGAGAGAGGGAGCAUGAGGAGAGGCGCGAGAUGGGCAUGCAGAGGAGAGAGCCAUUGGGUUUGGAUAGACGAGACCCUGCUAUGGAUAGGCGCGACCCGCCCAUGGACAGACGUGAUCCCGUUAUGGAAAGGCGUGACCCCGUUUUGGACAGGCGCGAUCCAAUUAUGGACAGGCGUGACCCUGUUAUGGACAGACGCGAUCCACCCAUGGACAGACGUGACCCGCCAAUGGACAGACGUGAACCACCCAUGGACAGACGCGAGCCUCUCACCAAAGACAGACGAGACCAAGACCGCUCUUCCCACGACAGACGCGACCAUCCAAUGGAGCGCUUCGAACGCCCUCGCCCUCCCUCCGAACGUGGUCCUGUCCCAGCAGGCCCCGGCGUCCUACAACUCCACCCCGGCCCUAUCCAUCCCCAUCCGCACACGCAGCUAGAGCGUGAUAGGGAAAGGGAAAGAGAGCGUGAACGUGAACGUGAACGCGAAAGAGAACGCUCCCAUGCCAUCAUCCCCCCUCUAGACCGUGAACGCGAGUUGGCAAUCCACAGGGAUCGAGAAGCGUUGCGUGAGAGAGGGGAGAGGGAGCUUUUGCAACAGCAGCAGCAACAACGCGACCGGGACCGUGAUCGCGAUCGAGAAAGGGAACGCCCAGGAGAAAUGCAGCGAGAUAAACCCAGCGCCAGUGAACGAGAGAGGGUCGGACCUAAUCCUAACCCCGGACCAGGCCCAGGACCCAGCAACCAUCGCGCAUCUCCACUCUCCCGACCCCCCUACGUACCGGCAAACACCCACACCCACCCAUCGCCUCACGCACAUAAUACUCACGCACACACACCGACCCAUGGACAUGUGCAUAUCCCGCCACAUACUUCUCAUAGCCAUACCCCGCAGACGCAGGGUCGCGGACGGAUGUUGCCUGGUCAAGGACAGUUCCAGGCAUUGCCUCCUCCGCAUCCUCAUCCGCAUGAGUGGGAUAGGGAGCACGCGCAAAGUCAGAGAGUGGAAAGGGAGCGCGUGGAUCUGAGGCUUCCUGGUCCUGAGAGAGAGAGGCACCGGGAUAGAGAUAGAGAUAGGGAGCAGAGAGAACGCUUGCCUACUGAUCAACGGUUGAGCGAACGUCCCGGUCCUGGGGAGAUCCUACAGUUGAGGGAUCCAGCGCUUUUGGUUAGGGAUCGAGAGAGCGCUGGUGUUGGUGUUGUGGGGAGGGAGCAGCGGGGUGAAUUUAUAAGAGAGCGAGAGCAGAGAGCGGGAGAGGGUGGGGGAGAGAGAACAUGAGCAGAAGGUGUUGUCGGAUCGAGAGAGGGAGCUUAGAGCUCUUGAGCAGCCUGAUCGACGUGUUGGCCGUCGUACGCAUCCACAUUCGCAGCCUCCGACUCAGGUGCACUCGCGGAUGCCGUCUCCCAUGGUAGAAGAGAGGGAGAGAGCGAUGAUAGAACGCGAACGUGAGCGCGAGCGCGAGCACUUUGAGCGUGAGAGGAUGGAAAGAGAGAGGAUGGAGAGGGAGCACCUUGAACGUGAGUACAUGGAACGAGAACGUGAGC
Molecule: messenger RNA, 2756 nt
Organism: Suillus subaureus
Lineage: Eukaryota; Fungi; Basidiomycota; Agaricomycetes; Boletales; Suillaceae
Exons: 3
Coding region: 190-2490 (766 amino acids)
Source: RefSeq, a predicted model, not a curated record